Penicillium manginii is the source of this 792-nucleotide messenger RNA. RefSeq names its product carbonic anhydrase. The coding region runs from base 1 to 792 and encodes 263 amino acids. The transcript is spliced from 2 exons. The record is from RefSeq and is a predicted model, not a curated record. Gene Ontology annotation, molecular function: carbonate dehydratase activity; zinc ion binding. Lineage: Eukaryota; Fungi; Ascomycota; Eurotiomycetes; Eurotiales; Aspergillaceae. Gene Ontology annotation, biological process: carbon utilization; cellular response to oxidative stress; cellular response to carbon dioxide. Gene Ontology annotation, cellular component: cytoplasm.
AUGAAUCUUGCAGGAUUGGCCGGUCGACCGGGCCUCAUCGCUCGAAGUGUCCUGGCGCACAAUGCUGCCAGUCGACCCUUGACCUUAUCCCUGCCUCGCACCUCCCCCUUCACGACCUCUACCCCCCCUCUCCUGCAAGAGUCACAAGCCUUCCGGUGCCGCUCAGACAAGUACACCGAUGGCCUGCGCCUGAACAAAGACUGGGCCGCCAACACCGCGCGCGAGCACCCCGAACUCUUCCCUACCCUCGCGACCGGCCAACAACCCCAGAUCCUCUGGCUGGGAUGCUCCGACUCCCGAUGCCCCGAGACUAGCAUGCUGGGCCUCCAGCCCGGCGAUGUCUUCGUCCACCGCAACAUCGCCAACAUCAUGCACCCCGGUGAUCUCAGCUCCGGCGCCGUCAUCGAGUACGCCGUCAAAUACCUAGGCGUCAAGCACAUCGUCGUCUGCGGCCACACUUCCUGCGGUGGCGUCGCCGCCGCCAUGGGCAACAAGGAGCUGGGAAUCCUGGACCCGUGGCUGCUGCCUCUGCGUCAGGUGCGCGAGCGCAACCUGCCCCUGCUGCAGUCCCUGUCUGAGGAUGAGGCCUCUCUCAAGCUGGUUGAGCUGAACGUCCGUGAGGGUCUCAGUGUCGUCACUCAGAAGAGUGCCGUCCUGAACGCCAUCCAGGAGCGCGGCCUCCAGGUCCACGGUCUUAUCUACGACGUGGCCUCCGGGGUUCUUCGUGAGCUGGAUAUCCAGGAGACUGAGGAUUCCCUCAAGCACCGCCUGCUCGCCUUCAAGACCGAGUAA